GCGGAAUCCUGAAGGAAGGUCUUUUGAUAUGAACUGGAUUCAUUCAAUUUGAAACAUAUUCUCCCGCUUCUUUUAAACAGACCACUGAUAAACGCCGGCAGACCACUCAAAUCACUAAUCAUACCAGCCACUUCUCCUGGGGCUCAAUUAACUGAUUGAUGCUUUGAACUCCCAAAAAACUUCGGUGUUCCAUUUCUAGGGUUUCUGGGGUUCAUCUCCAGCCACUUUCAUCCUAGCUUGCUGGCUAGCUCAUAAUCACAAUGCAUAUCAAAGAGAUAUGUUUGGAAGGUUUCAAAUCUUACGCUACAAGGACGGUGGUUUCCGGGUUCGAUCCGUAUUUUAAUGCUAUUACGGGGUUGAACGGGUCUGGCAAGUCGAACAUCCUGGAUUCCAUUUGCUUCGUUCUUGGAAUUACAAAUUUGCAGCAAGUUAGAGCUUCGAAUCUCCAGGAGCUGGUCUAUAAACAAGGCCAAGCCGGAAUUACUAAGGCUACGGUUUCUGUCAUUUUUGACAACUCGGAUCGUAGUAGGAGCCCUUUGGGGUAUGAGGAUUCCCCAGAAAUCACCGUUACUCGUCAGAUUGUAGUUGGUGGGAGGAAUAAGUAUCUAAUCAAUGGUCACCUAGCUCAGCCAAGUCGUGUGCAGAACCUUUUUCACUCUGUACAGCUUAAUGUGAACAAUCCCCAUUUUCUUAUAAUGCAAGGCCGCAUUACCAAAGUCCUGAACAUGAAACCUCCUGAAGUUUUGUCUAUGCUCGAAGAGGCUGCUGGGACAAGAAUGUAUGAGACUAAGAAAGACGCUGCACUUAAAACACUUGAAAAGAAGCAAAGCAAGGUUGAUGAGAUUGAUAAGCUCCUUGACCAGGAGAUUCUUCCUGCUUUGGAUAAGCUUAGAAAAGAAAGGAAGCAGUAUGUGCAGUGGGCAGAUGGAAAUGCAAAACUGGAUAGGCUAAUGCGGUUCUGUGUUGCCUAUGACUAUGUUCAAGCUGAGCAGGUCAGAGAUAAUGCAAUCAAGGGUUUGGAAGAGAUUAAAGCUAAGAUUUAUUCAAUCGAUGGUAAUGCAGAUAAGAUGCGUGGGGAGAUAAAGCUAUUGGAAAAAAAAGCAUCAGAACUUCAGGCUGAAAAAGAGGCAAACAUAGGCGGGGAAGUGAAUAGUUUGUCUAAGAGAGUUGAUGCUCUUUCACAUGAUCUGGUGAAGGAAACAUCUGUGCUGAAGAAUCAAGAGGACACUCUUGGGACUGAGAAAGCUAAUUUUAAAAAGAUGGAGGCAAACCUUGAAGAAUUAAAGCAAUUAGCAGAAGAGAAGGCAGCUGCUGUACAAGAAGCUGAGGCUGGAGCAUCAGAUCUCAAGAAAACUGUUCAGGAUCUUUCCAAAAAUCUUGAAGAGUUUGAGAAGGAGUAUGAGGGUGUGCUAGCUGGAAAGGGUAGUGGCAAUGAGGAGAAAUGUCUUGAGGAUCAACUCAGGGAUGCCAAAGUUUCAGUUGGAACAUCUGAAACAGAGUUGAAACAGUUGAAAACUAAAAUAAAUCAUUGUGAAAAGGAACUGAAGGAGAAGAGAACUCAGUUGGUCUCGAAACGUGAUGAAGCUGUUGCUGUUGAGAAUGAGCUAAGGACUCGGAGGAAAGAAGUUGAAAACACAAAAAUUGCUUUGGAAUCUCUGGGGUACAAUGAGCAGCAGAUGGAGUCUUUGCAAAAGGAUAGAGUAGUUGAAGUAGAGACGAUUCAGAGGUUGAAGGAUGAAAUCCGUGUUCUUUCUCCUCAACUGGGUAAUGUUGAAUUCACAUACCGUGAUCCCGUGAAGAAUUUCGAUAGAUCAAAUGUUAAAGGUGUGGUUGCUACACUCAUCAAAGUGAAGGAUACUUCUACAAUGACUGCCUUAGAGGUUUCUGCUGGCGGUAAAUUGUUUAAUAUUGUUGUGAACACUGAACACACUGGAAAACAACUUCUUCAAAACGGUGGUCUCAGGAGAAGAGUAACUAUUAUUCCUUUGAACAAAAUUGAAAGUCAUCCUAUCCCUCCAAGAGUUAAAAGUGCUGCAACUAGGCUGGUAGGCAUGGGCAAUGCUGAAGUGGCUCUUGAUCUUAUUGAAUAUGAUACAGAAGUCAAGAGUGCAAUGGAAUAUGUAUUUGGAUCAACUUUUGUUUGCAAAACAGCUAAUGCUGCAAAAGAGGUUGCUUUUAACCGGGAAGUUGGAACGCCAAGCGUGACACUAGAAGGAGAUAUUUUUCAGCCCAGUGGGCUUCUUACUGGUGGUAGCCGAAAGGGUGGUGGAGAGUUGUUGAGGAUGCUUCAUGCUAUGGGUGAGGCUGAAUCAAAUCUCGCAUUUCAUCAAAAACGUCUCUCAGAAAUUGACGCUCAGAUCAAUGUGCUUCGACCUCUUCAGCAAAAGUUCAAAGAACUUAAGGCACAAUUUGAAUUGAAGUCAUACGAUCUUUCGUUAUUUCAGAAUAGAGCUGAGCAGAAUGAACAUCAUAAGUUAGGAGAAAUAGUGAAGAAGAUUGAGCAUGAACUAGAGGAAGCAAAGCUAGCUGUGAAAGAGAAGGAGCUCCAGUAUUCAAGCUGCAUCGAUAAAGUGUCAUGGCUUCAGAAGUCAAUUCGUGACCAUGCUGGUAGUAGAGAGGACAAGCUUAAAGAUUUAGAAAAGAAGAUUAAGACAAUAAAGAGUCAGACUCAAUCACUAUUAAAGAACCUAAAGGGGCAUGAGAAUGAAAGGGAAAGGCUCAUAAUGGAGGUUGAAGCUGUGAAACAGGAAUAUGCUGCAUUAGAGAGUCAGUUAGUCGCUCUGAAGAAGCAGAUCUCUGACCUUACAGUGGGAGUCGAUUCUCAGAAGAAAAAGGUUGUGUCUGUAAAAGAUGACCACGACUUGGCCCUAAAAGAACUCAAUGCAGCACGCUUGAAGAUAAAGGAAUGUGACUCUCAAAUUUCAAGCAUCCUCAAGGAACAGCAGGGACUUCAACAUAAACUUAGUGAGAUUGCUCUUGAGAAGAAGAAAUUGGAAAAUGAGGUAAAACACAUGGAGAUGGAUCAAAAAGAUUGCUCCCUUAAAGUUGAGAAAUUGCUUGAAAAGAAUGCAUGGAUUACAUCUGAGAAACAACUUUUUGGGAAAAGCGGAACUGAUUACGAUUUUUCAUCAUGUAAUCCCCGAAAAACCAAAGAUGAUUUUGAAAAGCUACAAGCUGAACAAUCAGGCCUUGAGAAAAGAGUGAAUAAGAAGGUCAUGGCGAUGUUUGAAAAGGCUGAAGAGGAAUACAAUGAUUUAAUAGCUAAAAAAAACAUCAUAGAGAAGGACAAAGCAAAGAUCAAGAAGGUGAUUGAAGAACUUGAUGAGAAAAAGAAAGAAACACUUAAAAUUACUUGGGAAAAAGUUAACAGUGACUUUGGUUCAAUAUUUUCCACACUCUUGCCUGGAACAAAUGCAAAGCUGAAUCCUCCUGAAGGUGGAAGCUUCUUAGAUGGUCUCGAGGUUCGUGUAGCGUUUGGAAGUGUUUGGAAACAAUCAUUAUCAGAGCUUAGUGGUGGGCAGAGAUCUCUACUUGCCCUAUCUCUCAUACUCGCUUUGCUUCUUUUCAAACCUGCUCCACUCUACAUACUUGAUGAGGUUGACGCUGCUCUUGAUCUUAGUCAUACCCAGAACAUUGGCAGGAUGAUCAAGAGUCACUUUCCACAUUCCCAGUUCAUUGUGGUGUCAUUGAAAGAAGGGAUGUUUAACAAUGCCAACGUGCUUUUCCGGACAAAAUUCGUUGAUGGUGUCUCCACCGUCCAGAGGACUACCGCAGCGAAGGCCAAGUAGUGAAGAUGAUCUCACACACUACGAUAACUAUGAAAGCGUUAAUGAAACUUUAGUGUAUAAAGCUAGUUUUCACAUAUGUGGAUUAGUGCAUUUAAGGUAGAAAUAUGUAGUACGUAGUAUUAAUUUAGUGAAUGUGUAAUUUAGUACGGAGUACGGGCACAUUCUUUUUUUAUAUGAAUAGCUAUUCUGAAUCAAAUGAGUUUUUUGUUGCAUAAAAUCUAUUAGAAAAUAAUGGUUAGAUGAAAA
Messenger RNA from Cuscuta epithymum, 4034 nucleotides. The record is from the annotation of a GenBank genome assembly. NCBI's taxonomy places the organism in Eukaryota, Viridiplantae, Streptophyta, Magnoliopsida, Solanales, Convolvulaceae.